CUAUUAUUAUUAUUAUUAUUAUUAUUAUUAUUAUUAUUAGUAGCAGUAAUAGAAGUUUCACCGUGGCAUGAUUUUUUUAACCAUUACGCCUACAAUGUUGAGACCGGUGAGUGUGAAAGAUUCAUCUACGGUGGAUGCGGAGGAAACGACAAUCGAUUUGACACACAAGAAGAAUGCAUUCAAAAUUGUGGUUACCAAUUUCCUACCCAAGUAGGAUUUUUGCGAGUUGUAAUAAAUCGCCAAAAUGUGUCAACUGAGUUCGACGGCUAUUCUGGCAGAGUUGUAUUCCUGUUGCAUUCGCUCGGUUCAUUCAUAUUUGCUUUCCCAUUGGGUUUAAGCAUCAGUACGCAUUCAUCACCGUCUUAG
Molecule: messenger RNA, 366 nt
Organism: Echinostoma caproni
Lineage: Eukaryota; Metazoa; Platyhelminthes; Trematoda; Plagiorchiida; Echinostomatidae
Source: the annotation of a GenBank genome assembly